Corticium candelabrum is the source of this 1365-nucleotide messenger RNA. Its product is annotated as dual specificity mitogen-activated protein kinase kinase 4-like. Lineage: Eukaryota; Metazoa; Porifera; Homoscleromorpha; Homosclerophorida; Plakinidae. Gene Ontology annotation, molecular function: JUN kinase kinase activity; ATP binding. Bases 76 to 1185 code for a protein of 369 amino acids. Gene Ontology annotation, biological process: protein phosphorylation; MAPK cascade. The transcript has 11 exons. The record is from RefSeq and is a predicted model, not a curated record.
ACCCGGGGUGCAGCACCUGGGACUCUGCCGUCUCUCCGUUCCUUUCCCAGUCACUCCUCAGUCAGCGGCAUCGGCAUGUCGGGUCGCCAACGUCCCGGAGGCCUCGGUCUCGGCGCCAGUGGUUCGUCCCGCAAGAGUCGCUUUGCACCCCAAUCAACGACACCGUCUUUCUCCCCCAGUCCCCUUCACAGAGACAACAGUCCGGUGCAGAUGAGAUCUCCGCGUCAAGGUGGCAUACGGGAGAGCGUGAGGGAGAGCGUUGUGGUUGGAGAGGUGGCAUUCGCUGACCAGAGGUAUUCGUGUAUGCCAUCGGAUUUGCAGGACGAGGGCGUUAUUGGCGAGGGUGCGUUCGGUACUGUCUGCAAGAUGCUUCAUAGAGAGUCGGGAACUCGGAUGGCAGUGAAACGAAUUCACAUAACGGUCGAUGAGAAGGAUCAGAAGAAGAUGAAUAUGGACUUGGAUGUGAUUAGGAAGAGUGACUGUAUCUACAUUGUGAAGUUCUAUGGUGUUUUGUUCGGCGAGGGUUAUGUGUGGAUCUGCAUGGAAUUGAUGGACAUGUCGAUGGACAAACUCUACCAGCUGGUCCAUAAGACGCUCAGCUGGCACAUUCCUGAACGAAUCAUCGGGAAGAUUACAGUAGCGGUUCUCAAUGCACUUCAUUACCUAAAAUCGAAGCUCAAGAUAAUCCAUCGAGACGUCAAGCCGUCAAACAUACUGCUUGACCGGCGUGGAAAUGUCAAACUAUGUGACUUUGGUAUUAGCGGCCACCUACGCGAUUCAAUAGCACAAACGAAAGACGUGGGAUGUCGGCCCUAUAUGGCCCCUGAGCGGAUACAAGGAACAAUGGCGUAUGAUACUCGGUCGGACGUGUGGAGCCUAGGAAUAAGCCUGAUUGAGAUGGCGACCGGGAAAUUUCCCUACCCCGAGUGGAAAAACGUGUUUGACCAGCUGAGUCAAGUUGUCAACGGUCCCGCACCAACAUUACCGAUGACGACCGACCGAUUCUCGCAAGACUUCGAGAACUUCAUUCGCCUCUGCCUGACGAAGGAGUUCGAGCAGCGGCCAAAGUAUCCAAGUCUAAUGGAGCACUCGUUCUACAAGACGUAUUCAGUAGGACACAUCGACAUUGCUGGUUGGUACGAAUCCGUAUUAGCGACAGCGCAGGCAGUACAGAGGCGAUCAUAGGCAAACUGUAGGUACAUACAUACGUACAUAGAUAGAGCCCAAUGAAUCUGAAUCAAGAGACUGACAAUUCGGUGGCUAUUUUUCCAUUAAAAUGUUACGAUAGCAGUUGUAGUUAGGACGUGAAAACUUCUAUUGGAUCGGUUACCGUCGUGUAUGAAUGGAGAGCAAGAAAACAGAUGA